This is a messenger RNA of Strongylocentrotus purpuratus (purple sea urchin), 2483 nucleotides long. It is a transcript of the gene adk, whose product is annotated as adenosine kinase. The record is from RefSeq and is a predicted model, not a curated record. Gene Ontology annotation, cellular component: nucleus; cytosol. Gene Ontology annotation, molecular function: adenosine kinase activity. The transcript is spliced from 10 exons. The coding region runs from base 131 to 1210 and encodes 359 amino acids. Gene Ontology annotation, biological process: purine ribonucleoside salvage. Lineage: Eukaryota; Metazoa; Echinodermata; Echinoidea; Camarodonta; Strongylocentrotidae.
UCUCGGGGUCGCGUCGGUAAGCGACGAUCUGCCCAAGCCCAUUUCAUCAGCUCCGCCAAGCCGUUAGCCAAACUCCGAAGCUCGAAGCCAAAGUCUAUUUUGAGGUGUGUUUACUCGAUCUAUAUUUGCCAUGGCAGCUAACGAUAAUGGCGAACCAGAUACCAAGAAAUCAAGGGUCACUGUUGGUGAAGGUGCCCUGUGUGGAAUUGGUAAUCCUCUCCUGGAUAUAUCAGCAAAUGCAGAUGCAGAGAUCCUUGCAAAAUAUGACUUGAAACCUAAUGACGCUAUCCUGUCAGAGGAGAAACAUUUACCCCUCUUCAAGGAAUUGGCCGACAAGUAUGAGGUAGAGUACAUCCCAGGUGGAGCUACACAGAACACCUUCAGGGUAGCACAGUGGAUCCUGGACCAGCCUAAGGUCAGUACAUUCUUUGGUUGUAUUGGCGAUGAUGAGUAUGGGAAGGAGCUGGCCAACGGGAUGGAGAAGGCAGGAUGCGUCGCUAGGUACCUCGUCGAUAAGGAGGUCGGCACGGGAACAUGCGCUUGCAUUAUCACAUCAGGGGGCAAGAACAGGUCACUCGCUGCAAAUUUAAGCGCAGCUAACUGCUUCAAAGCCAGUCAUUUUGAUGAUAAGGAAAAUUGGGACUUAGUUAAGAAGAGCAAGGUCAUGUACUCAGCAGGCUUUCAUUUAACAGUAGCUCCCGAUGCUAUGUUACUAAUGGCCAAGCACGCUAACGAAGAGAACAAGAUUUACUGCACCAAUCUCUCGGCACCAUUCCUGUGUGACUUCUUCUCGGAGCCCCAAAUGAAGCUCAUGCCUUACGUUGACUACCUCUUCGGCAACGAGACUGAAGCUGCCAGCUUUUCAAAGAAGCAAAACUUUGGGACAGAAGAUCUCCAAGAGAUAGCCUUGAAAGCAGCGGCUCUUCCCAAAGAAAACAAGAACAGAGAAAGGGUUGUUGUGUUCACCCAAGGUGAUAAACCCACCAUUGUGGUCAAAGGUGGCAAAGUGACGGUGUAUGAGGUCAACCUCAUCAAAGAAGAGGAGAUCGUAGACACCAAUGGAGCUGGAGAUGCCUUUGUUGGAGGAUUUCUGGCACAACUCGUACAGGGUAAGGAUAUAGCAAGCUGCGUCGAGUGCGGACACUUUGCAGCUCGGUACAUCAUUCAACGCUCCGGGACAACCAUGGAAAAUAAAGCCAACUACAAGUAGAACAUCAUCUAGUUUUCUCACUUGACCACGUUAGGUCAUUAAAUGUGUACUGUGCCGUUGUAGUGAAAGUUGUAAGGUAGCUUUAGCGAAAGGUAGUGGCAUGUAAAACCGCAGCUACAAAACAAAACACUGCAUCUAGUGGCUUGUCAUUCUGUGAUGUCUGAGUAGAAAAGGCUUUAUCUACCACAGCCUUUCAUGUUGCUACAUUACCUUACAAUCAUGUACAUAAACCCUUCUUUAGCUCAAAUUUGUAGUAGCUGCUACAUUUUUUGUACCGACCACAAUAACAUCAUUUUUUCCCGAGAGAUAUAUACAGUUAAUCAUUACGGUGAGGGUACAGAGGUGGAGCAAUCUUUUUUCAAUAUCUUCUAGAGAAUGAGAAAGUCUUGAUUCAGAAUCUUCUGCCCUAUUAUAAUAUAAAAUAACUACUUGUUGUUAUAAUCUCAAAUAGAAUUAUGCAUUUGCCAAAACUAUUCCUAAAUUUGGAGAUCUAAGUUGUGCAUCUCUUCCUUCUAUUGUACAUGCAGUAGCAAAUCAUGAUUUUGUUUAAUUUGCAUUUGAUUGUAAUGUGGAUACAAGAAUUUUCUUUGACUUUUAAAGCUCUAAUUUAGGCUCUUCAUUCCAGAAUGAGAGAUUGAAAUUUAUAUUUUAAUUACAUUAUUGACUCUCUGUACAUUUAAUUGUACAUUUGUCACUGCACGUUUAUCGAUGCAUCUAAUGCUAUGGCCAAUAUUCUUUUUUUUUUUGGGGGGGGGGGGGUCUGUUCUGACUUUAAAACUAUUCUGUGAUCGUUAUAGAGAAGCAUUGUGUAUUGAGUAACUGUAUUUCACCAGUUAUACAUGAAGUCCUUAUCCGUCAGUGUUAUCAUAAAGUAAAAUUAAUGAUUUCUGUUUUCAUACCAUGUCUAACGUCUUCUUUAAGAUUUUAUGGAGAAAGUCACUCUUUCCUCAUCUUCUGUUAUAAGCAGUUGGUACAUGUAUCGAAAUAAGAACAUAAAGGUAAUAUUUUAUAUUGUCUGUGCGGAUGAAACUCUAAUAAUAAUACGAUUGCAGGGCCCUCAGGGAGAACAGUAUGAAUACUGAUGAGGCUACCCUGGGUAAACAAGACAUAUUAUCAUUAUUAUUAUUAUAUUUCUUAGAAAUUUCUCAGGUUUAAUUUCAAUGGCCCAUUUACAAUUACUUACUAAACAAUAACAAUAGCUAUCCUUGUACUUGUAUCCGUCCAUGUGGGACAAAUUUUAUCAAGGAAUCAGGAUAAAAAGGAAGUGAAAUGG